Molecule: messenger RNA, 632 nt
Organism: Ochlerotatus camptorhynchus
Lineage: Eukaryota; Metazoa; Arthropoda; Insecta; Diptera; Culicidae
Product: protein NDUFAF4 homolog
Exons: 3
Coding region: 57-617 (186 amino acids)
Biological process (GO): mitochondrial respiratory chain complex I assembly
Cellular component (GO): mitochondrion
Source: RefSeq, a predicted model, not a curated record
UCAUUCUCAUUUUAAAAACUUGCACAGUGGCAACAUAAUCUUAAAUAUAAUUUAACAUGGGAAAAGUUCUAUCUAUCGCUGCUCGUCAGGUAAAUAGAUUCAACAUCGAAAGUCGCGCUGAGAAAGUGAUAUCUCAAUCAAAACCAAAACCAGCUCCUACAUUUCAAUCGAACUUGAAAGAUCUACAGAGAGUUCUUGACGAAAACCCGGAAUUGAUCCAGGAGUUAAAUAAAAAAAACCAACCUUUGGAUGACCAUUUGAAGCAAGUGUUCGUUACGUCGACUGACACGAUAAAUAAUGAAGCUGCCCACAAAGACUCCAGCAAACCACUACCUUUGAACCGAUCCACUAACGAAGAAUUCGAAUUUGGACACUUGGAGCCUCAAAAGAUUUCGAAGGGUCACUGCACGCUACGACAAGCGAUAGAAUUCAUCUCUAAGCAUCACACAGAGCCUAACACAUGGACUUGUAGUAAAAUAUCGAACGAUUACGGUAUGAAAGAAUCGCUUGUUCAAAAUAUUUUGCAUCAUUUUAAGACGUUUGAAUUGCACUUGCCCGAAAAAGUUAUCGAAAAAAGAAAACUGCUGAAACCUUCAGCAAAUAAAUCCAUUGAAUAAAAUAUAAAUGUUGUC